AACACUGUCUCUAGGUGGAAGAGGCAGUUUCAAACACUUGACUAGGGUGUCCCCAAACUGCAGGGCUGGAAGCGGAGAGGAGUGAAAAACAGAGCAAACAAUGGAGACUCGAUGCAAAUUUUGGCUUCCUAAAAAGAAGAGAUUUUGUGCAAAUAUCCCCCUCAACGAAUCUUUAUUCUGUGGCAACCACACACCCAGGUCCGAUAGCCAGUGGAUUCCAUGCCCAAUAGACCCUUCUCACUCUGUACUUAAAGAGAAUCUUGAAGGACAUGUUAGAAGAUGCCCAUUACUCAAACAAGUGCAGUCUUUGACUCUCCAACCCUUUUACCAAAAAGGUAUCAAUGCUGGCAAAGAAGAGGACCAAGAAGAAUUAGAAACAUUCAGACCCGAAGGAGCUGAUGAUUUGGAAUCUUCUAAUGACCCCGUGUCGGGGUCUUUGGAUAACAUUCUUUCAGAAAUGAAGAGGAAUGCUGUUUAUAGUAUGACUGUACUUGAUUUCUAUAAAUUAAUUGAGAAAAUUGAGCAUGUUCAUGAAUCUAUAUGCAAGGAUAUUCAGGACUCAUAUAAGGUACCGGAAGCUUGUGGGAUAUGGAUUAAACGAGAGGUUGACAGAAAAUUGCCAUUUCAAGAGAAACAUGUUAUGCAGCAGGUGUCCAUUCUUGGGAACUUGGAAGGGCUUGGUGUAUUGAAGAGUUCUCUAGGAAAGGAGAGGGCAGAUUAUGAUGAUGGCACUGGUAUCCCUGCGGUGGUUGAGUUUGGAGCCGGGAGGGGAUACUUGACACAGAUGCUGGCAGAUUGUUAUGGGAUAAAAAAGGUCUUUCUGGUUGAAAGAAAAUCAUACAAGUUAAAGGCAGAUCGAUCCUUGCGACAGAAAGAGAGCUUGAUAUUGCAACGUUUGAGAAUUGACAUUGAGGAUUUAAACUUGAAUGCCGUUGAGUCAUUGCGGGAAGAUCCUUACAUUGCUAUUGGUAAACAUCUUUGUGGGCCUGCAACAGACCUGACUUUGAGAUGUUGCCUUGGUGAACACUGUAAUCAAAGUAAUGCUGAAUUGCAGAGUGUUAACCCAAACCUGAGAGGUGUAGCUAUAGCAACAUGCUGCCAUCAUCUCUGCCAGUGGAAGCACUACAUAAAUAAGAAAUAUCUAUUAGAGUUGGGAAUCUCAAAAGAGGAAUUUCAUGCAAUUACUUGGUUUACUAGUUGGGCUGUAGAUGCUGAUCAUGGUGCCGAUCUCCCAGAUGUUACUGAUUGCAAAUUGCAUCUUGAAUCUAUUGAAAAGAAGCAAUGCGGUGAGGAUUAUGGAGUUGAUGACAUUGUGAGAAAUAUGAAGGCAGUUGAAAGGGCUGUGUUAGGGUUUAUUUGCAAGAAGAUUAUAGAUAUGGGUAGGUUGAUGUGGAUGAAGGAACAUGGCUUAGACGCAGAGUUUGUCAAAUACGUCCCAUCCAGCGUUUCUCCUGAAAACCAUCUAUUGAUUGGUAGAUGCCCAAAUCAUUUGUGAGAUGCCAUCUCCUUUUUUACUUUAAUUCAGAUUGUUUGUAAUGUCUACAAUUUAGUGAAACCAUCUUCUUGUGUUGAACUUUUACGUUCAGAAAUUCUUCUUUCUCUUGCUUUUGGACUAGUAUUAAACUUUGAUACCUCUCGCAUGCAAAAACAAAACAACCCCCCAUUUUUUUGUUUUUUUGGGUCCACUCGACAUAAUGUAAUCCUUUUGCGUUUGUCUUCUUCGUCGGAUAACAUAAUAAAAUGCUUCUUGUCUUGGAAAUGUCAAAAAAACAGAGGAAAUGCUACGUCAGCUCAUACGCAGAAAAUCUCAAACAUAUCAAAUUCAAACACCACCAUCCCCACUACUAUCUUUCUCUCCACGAAAUCCAUCCACCUUAAAGCCAUCUCCUUCAUCUUCAAUUCUCUCUCAACUCUCACAUAUCACAAUGACCGACCCCAAAGGCACUGUCGUCUUCUCCACUGUAGGCAGGCCCCACUACGGCUUCGACCUUUUCUCACUCCCCCUCCACUCCUCCUCCAAUAAUCUCGCCCCAGAGCA
This is a messenger RNA of Prunus avium (sweet cherry), 2038 nucleotides long. Its product is annotated as methyltransferase. NCBI's taxonomy places the organism in Eukaryota, Viridiplantae, Streptophyta, Magnoliopsida, Rosales, Rosaceae. Gene Ontology annotation, biological process: tRNA methylation. The record is from RefSeq and is a predicted model, not a curated record.